This is a messenger RNA of Leopardus geoffroyi (Geoffroy's cat), 1821 nucleotides long. It is a transcript of the gene TMEM69, whose product is annotated as transmembrane protein 69. The record is from RefSeq and is a predicted model, not a curated record. Bases 302 to 1054 code for a protein of 250 amino acids. The transcript has 3 exons. Lineage: Eukaryota; Metazoa; Chordata; Mammalia; Carnivora; Felidae.
AAUUAUAACCCAAGAUGGAAAGCCUGGCAUGGGAACCAGUUCAGCGCUGGUCAAGUUCCCACCCGGACUGUUCCCCAACCCGCCCCUUCUCAGGAAGUGGGGAGGGACUGUUACCACCCACGUGCCGGAAGUUGCCUUUUCCUGAAUACCUGGCUAUUCUGGCGGCUCAGCUUUAUUUACAUCUCCCGAUUCCAAGGUGGCAACAGCAUACUUCUGAUUCAGCCCCUCCACUUAGCUGUAAAAAUGAAUUAAUCAGAACUGCCUGGCAUCUUCCUGAGCAAGACUUUCAAUUGGACCCAGCAUGCUUCAUUUCAUCCAGAAGUUUUCUCAGGCAUCUUCAAAGAUGCUGAAGUACCCUUUCACAUUCCGACUAGGAGCCAGCAGAAUAGAAACACUUUCUCUCAAGACAUGUCUCCAGCAAAACUUUUCCCCUUUGUUGCCAGGGCCUUGGUUUUUCUCAUCAUUUCCAGUGUAUAUGAACAAGACACAAUACUAUCAUACUUCCCCAUGCAGCUUUAAGAAGCAGCAGAAGCAAGAAGUCCUUCCAACCAAGCCACCAGGCACCAUAACUAUCCUGCUUGAAAGCCCAAAGCCACUAUUAUACAUAAUUCUGGCAGGAGUAAUCCCCUUUGUUGCUCCACCACUGGUCAUGGUGAUGGCAAAGACUUAUAUCCCCUUAUUAGCUUUUACUCAGAUGGCUUAUGGAGCCAGUUUCCUAUCUUUCUUGGGAGGGAUCAAAUGGGGUUUUGCUCUGCCAGAAGAUAAUACAGCCAAACCAGACUUCCUCAGUUUAGCUAGUAGUACGCCUCCUCUUCUGUUUUCAUGGUUUGCCUUCCUUAUUUCUGAAAGACUCAGUGAAGCUAUAGUCACAGUAAUAAUAGGUUUGGGGAUAGCAUUACACAUUGAACUUUUUCUCUUGCCACAUUAUCCCAACUGGUUCAAAGUCCUUAAGAUAGUAGUCACUUUAGUGGCUUUGCUUUCAUUUGUAAUCACUUUACUAGUUAAAGAUAUUUACCCAGAGAAAGGACUCAAGAAGCCUGGUCAAGUAGAAUAAAUAUAAAAACUGCUUUGUAGAUAAUGUUAGCAUGUUGGCUACAAGCCUCGUAAAGUUGCGUUUUGGCAUCACCUUUUUCUUCUUCUCUUGUUUAGCUUUUGUUCCCCAUCAGUGGUUAUUUAUUCACAGAUUUUUUUUUUUCAUUUCUAGAAAUCUUUAUUUCCUAGGAAUUACUUGAUAAGAGUUUGAAAAUCCCUAACAAGUCAUUUUCACUUUAGGUUACAUUUUUCAAUGUGUAUGAAUUAUACAUAACGUUUUAAUGUUUUACUUGUUUUGAAAAACGUAAAAUGAAAAAAAAUAUAUAUAAAAUGAUAAAAAUGAAAAUCCUUUUUGCUAGAGCCUUAUGAUCAUUGAAAAAAGACACGCAUAUUCUCCCAUAAGAGGAAAACUCUGUAUCCAUGAGAGUCUGAAAAUAAUAGGUGGUUCCGUUGUGGGGUUGUCAUUGCAAUUGGCCCUGAGAAUUGCAUUUCCAAGCUCAUUUUAUCUGGUAUAAUCUAGUUAUAUGAGCUGAAAGGAUCUGUGGCUCUAAAAGUCAGUAGGGAACAGUAUCAUAAGGGGAAAGCCAUAUUCAAAGAAAAGCUGGACACAUUUUCCAGUUUGUAUCCAAUUUUUAUAGACACAACCCCAUCUUCAAAUAUCAUCAGCUGGUCAAAAAAAUUUUUAAAUAAAGUCACAAGUAUGUAUAAAUUAGGAAAAGUAAAGCUGGAGCCAUCUUGAUGUUCUAUCAAGCAGGGUGAUCUAGUUUUACACAACUCAGAAGCUUUUUU